Molecule: messenger RNA, 751 nt
Organism: Stegastes partitus (bicolor damselfish)
Lineage: Eukaryota; Metazoa; Chordata; Actinopteri; Pomacentridae
Product: trypsin-3-like
Exons: 5
Coding region: 1-735 (244 amino acids)
Biological process (GO): proteolysis
Molecular function (GO): serine-type endopeptidase activity
Source: RefSeq, a predicted model, not a curated record
AUGAAGGCCGUGGUUCUCCUGGCUCUGCUCGGAGCUGCAUUCGCUGCAGCUGAGGAUGAGAAGGUUGUCGGAGGUUACGAGUGUCCCAGACACUCUGUUCCCUACCAGGUGUCUCUGAACGCCGGAUACCACUUCUGCGGUGGGUCCCUCAUCUCCAGCCAGUGGGUGGUGUCUGCUGCUCACUGCCACAAGUCCCGUGUCCAGGUCCGUCUCGGUGAGCACAACAUCGCCGUGAACGAGGGCACCGAGCAGUGGAUCGACUCGGCCAAGCUGAUCAAGCACCCCCAGUACAACAGCUACAACCUGGACAACGACAUCAUGCUGAUCAAGCUGAGUCGGCCCGCCACCCUCAACAGCUACGUCCAGACCGUGGCCCUGCCCUCCCGCUGCCCCCUGCCCGACGAGAACUGCAUGGUGUCCGGAUGGGGCAACACGUCCGCCAAUGGCAACAACUUCCCCGACAGGCUUCAGUGCCUGAGGCAGCCCAUCAUCGAUGACAGGAUCUGCAGGAACGCCUACCCCCACAUCUUCACCGACAACAUGGUCUGCUCCGGAUUCAUGCAUGGAGGAGCCAGCAGCUGCCAGGGAGACUCUGGCGGUCCUCUGGUGUGCAGCGGCCAGCUGCAGGGAGUCGUGUCCUGGGGUUAUGACUGCGCCAUGCAGGGACACCCCAGCGUCUACGCCCGCGUGUGCCGCUACAACAGCUGGAUCAGCAGCACCAUGAGCAACAACUAAACGCCCGCAGUCCUCG